UUGAAGUAGAAUGUGAGUAUGUUGAGGCCUUUGGCAAAACACUGGGGUGGCACGGGGUUGGGAAGCAGAGCCUUGGUCUGGGUGCCAAUUUGGGAUAGGGAAAGGAUUCGGUGCCUCUUCUCUCCCUUGCAUUCAGUCACACACACACACUCUCUCUCUUUCCCAUUGGCUUUUCCGGUUUACAAAACGGCUGCAAGGCUAUGUUUAUAUGUUUCAACGUUGAAUGUGCGGUUUGGUCCAGAGAUCUCUGGGAAUGGGGCUGAAGAAGGGCCACUUCAGCAACUCGCGCUAAGCAAACGUUACAAGGUGAAUUCCUCCUCCGCAGUCCGAAAUAGGAACAAUGCUAUAGCAGCCACAGGACUUUUCCUGGGUAAAUUGGAACAACCGGAGUAAACGGUGGUGGAGGUGGAGUCCCUGUUCCCCCAGCUUUUCCACUCCUGGCCAGCCAGCCCCCACCCCCAGCUGCUUAUGUUAUGACCUUGAGAUUGCUCAGAAACUUGCUCGACCAUGGAAAAAAGCCUCCCGAAGGGCACCGAGCCAAAGACAAAAAGCCAAACAAAUUUGUUUGCAUCACUCACCAGGCUCGCUCCCACUCCAGGGACAGGGGCUGGGCAUCUUGGGGCCUUGUCAAUCCGAGCUGUUUCCUGCGUAGCUCAGUUAACACUGUUGUCGCCUUGUAUAAUUGACCACCUAAGGCAAAAAGGUGGGAGAGGAUUGCACUUAAGGAGGGGGUGUCCAUCCCCAAGUGGCACGGAACUCGUUGGAAGGGACGGGAGCAAACUGAAGGAUGUCAGUAUUUAGUGUUGACAUUGUUGUUCUGUUUUUGUGUGGAACUCCCAACUCCCAGUGAUUCACCCCCCCUGAAGCCUCCUAAUGUCGAAGAUGACGGGUUCUCGGUGCAACGUAGAAAGCGGAAAUACAAGUGGUGUGUCCACUGAUGUGUGCCUGAUGCCACAGGGCAGAUCAUAGCUGCCCUAGGUCCAUUAGGCUGCACUUGUAGCAUAUGAGUGAUAGGUUGGUUGGUUGGUUGUAUUGCUUUGGGAUGGUGCAGCAUAGAAGGGAGUGAAAAUAUCCAAGUUAGGCCUUAACUGGAAUGAGCACUAGCUGUAGAUAGAAAGAUCACCAACCAAAACUACUCUUUUGCGGUGAGCUAGAGAAAUGUGAGACAUACAGUACCAGGUUCUUGAUGUCCAUUGAUCUUAGGUGUGCUAUCUGUUGGGAGUGCCUUACCUUCACACACACAGCUGUGAUAUACUGAGCCAGACCUUUGGUCCAUCUAGCCCAGACACCCCCAAACUUUGGCCCUCCAGAUGUUUUGGACUACAAUUCCCAUCAUCCCUGACCACUAGUCCUCUUAGCUAGGGAUCGUGGGAGUUGUAGGCCAAAACAUCUGGAGGGCCGCAGUUUGGGGAUGCCUGAUCUAGCCUAAUACUGUGUACUUGAGUGACACAAGCUCUUCAAGCUCACAGACAGAAGUCUUCCCAGUCCUGUUGCCUGAAAAGUAGCUGGGGCAACCCAGCCAGACGGGUGGAGUGCAAAUAAUAACAUUAUUGUUGUUAUUAUUUUAACUGAAGAUGCUCAGAAUUCGACCUGGGACCUUCUGCACAUAAAGUAUGCGCUCUCUGGCUCUUCUCUCACACAUCUGCUCGGGCCUUUAGACAAUGUGUAGCCCAUGUGGUUCCCAUCUAGACGUUGUUGGACUAUGACCCCCAUCAGCUCUGAUCGUUGGCAACACUGGCUAUGGCUGAUGGGAGUUGUAGUCCAGCAGUGCCUUGAGGGCAUCACUCUGGCCAUAUCUGCAUUAGACAGAGCUCUGCUUUGAGUACGGCAGCUUUCAGGGCCCUUUAGACUCUGAUGCUCUCUACCUGGGAGUUAUUUCCAGGGAUGGCUUGGCAAGAUGGAUCGCUUGUGAUCUCCAGUGUCAGGGGGUUGUUGCGGCUACUCCCGAGUAAAGACGCUCCAGUCCGUUCUGUCUUUUAAGGGGUUUUAUUUUGCAUACUAUUUACAGUGCAGAGAUAGCAGAAAACAUGACCUCCUAGUCACUAGCAGAAUCCGGCAAUGGCGCCCGUCUGCUUCGGGGCCAGCAUAAUAGCUUGGGCACCCCAAAACGCCACCCUCUCACCCUACGUUUGGGCGCUCACCUCAAUUCGGGCGCCGGAAGCGGCUGCGCUCCCUCCUCCAGCUGUGGGCUAGUGUGGUGCAGGGGCUCUGAUACAUCGCUGAUCCUUCCUUCCUCCACUAGUUGGCUUGGGCAGUGCAAGGGCUCUGAUGCCUCACUGAGCCCUCCCUCCAUUCCACUCUCCUCCUCAUUCCCCCCGCCUGACCCGCUGCUACCGCUCUCGCUUGGUGAAGUGCUGGUCAGGAUGACGGGGGGAGGCUCCCUGUAGGGAGUCCCCCUGACAUCCAGGAAAGGGACAGAUUCCUUUUUCGUGGUAGGUGAUGGGGGGGCACCUGGCCGACAUUGCUGUCCUCAGAUUUUGGCCUGUUUCCAGCACCCGUCUGUCUCUGGAGACGAUGGAGGAGUGUGACAUGUUUUGUUGCAGCCGGGGCAGAUGAAGGUGUCCCAUUUGUGCUGCUGCAGACGCACCAUGGCGUUUCUUCUCUCUGCGCUCCUCCCAGUCGUCAUUUCUCCUCUGGUCACUGCUAGGGAUACACAACUUGACUGCCUGUAUUCAGGCACUGCAGUCAUUUGCCAUGGAUUCCCACAUGGCAGGCCCGAUGAUGCCAGUCUUCACGUCAUGUUUGCAGGCAUCUUUGUGGCACAGAGUUGGUCUGCCACCAGGCCUGGUGCCUGAAGCCAGCUCUCCGUAGAGCAUGUCCUUGGGGAUCCUGCCAUCUUCCAUUCUGUGGCCUGAAUCGCUGGUUUCUCCCCAGCCCUAUUUUCAAUGCUGUUGAAGUUUUCAUGUUUUGUUUCAUGGAUUUGAUUGUAAACUACUUGGAAUGCUUAUUUGCACUAGAAUGGCUUUGCAAGAAAUGACAUGAUAAAAAGGGGGAGCAGCUAUGCACCAUGGGCCCCUUGCUCUGAGUUACUGCAGCGUGGAAGAGAGAUUCCCGUGUAGGUGAGGUCCCUGUGGUUUGAGCUGACACAGUAAAGCCACAAGAUUCCAGACUAGCUGGCAACUGUGUCAAGCUGGCAUAACACGAAGGGAAUGAACACACCAGGUAGGCCUGUGUAAUGGGCUCUGUGACCUGGGAUGCCCUUUCUCACUCUAUAAUAUUGAAAUUUAUUCUGAACUUCUGCAGCAGGGGAGAAAAGAGGCCUGAGGUCUUGGGCCGGGCAGUUGAGCUCACAUCAGAUGACCCGGGAAAGAGAGUCCAGACUAGUAGUGGCGGUCUCUGUUUUGUGUAAUGGGAGAAGGACGUUUGAGCUAGCCAUUUGCACCCUGCUUGUGUGAGAAGGUGCAGAAAGGUGGUGGGAAGGGUAACCAUUUUAAUCUGAUUAAAAUUACAAGAGCAGUGCCAGUGCCAGUUGGCAGUUUUGUCAAAUGCUGUUUACUUCUUUCAUUCUUUUUUUAAAAUUGCUAUGUUUUCAGUUGUAGCAGGCCAGCCUCAUACGGCAAUUUCCUCCUCUGCUUGCCAGCAGCUAUCCCCACCUCCAUCCAUGCCUCUUCCCUCCCUACCUCUACCUCUCCAGCUUUUGCAGAUCCUGCCUCCUGGCACCCAAAAGGAGCCGUCCUCCCUUACUUACAGUGUCCCAGAUACCAAGCAGAUGAGGUGUUUACAAGGGAGGGGCUAUUUGAGCAUCCUGCAUGGGAGAUCUUGAUGCAGAACUGGUUUGACCGGAAGCAAGGAGGCGUAUGGGCCCCGGGGUGUGUUGACCAUGUGUUUGCUGGUGAGCUGGGGGUGGGAGGGAAUUUAUGUGUUACGCAUUCAUUUCACCUGCUGUUUGGGUUUCAUCACCUUCUAUGUUUUCAGAUCCAGGACCUGCCUUUAAUCUCAAAACCGCCUCUCUUAUCUUUCUCCCUCUCCCUCAAUGUUUCUUCUCUUUCUCUCGCAUUCUGCCGUGGGCUCUCCCUUCUCUGUGAGAGAAUGCAUCCAUCUGACCAGAGACAGGGAAAUUGCUGGGGAGAAAAUUGGCAAAAUGUAAACGUCUUGAGUUGCAAGAUAGGAUGCGGCAACCUAUUUAUGGAUAGCUAUUAGUUUAAGAAGCUGCUAUUCGACAUAACGUUAAGAACAUUACGUUUCCUUCUUAUUUUUAAAGAAAGCAGUGGUCUAGCGGCCAGACUCCAGCCCCUGUGGCUGGCCCACUGAGCACAUUAUAUAUGUUGGCAGUAGCCUAGUGAACUUUCAGAAGCUGUGCGGGACUUGUGGAAGCAAUGAGCUGUGGUUUCAGUGCGCUGUACAGCUGCUAAAUCAGACCAAAUUCUGCAGAAAACAUAGUUUUCAUGACUUCUUGAGGCUUUGAAUGACCUUGACCCAGAAUUUGGAACAACUAGGCAGGCCUGAUUUGACUCAGAUCCUGCCUCAGACCCACACCUCAGACAUGUUGUUGUGCACCAAAGCCUUUUGGCUGUCAGGGGUCAGAAGUUCACUGGGAAGGAAAACAGCAAAGUGAAAAAUCCUGCGUUGUGAGUCUGACACCCCCAAGUCCUUUAAUCUUUUCGGAUGUCACGGUCUUUCUUUUGAAUAAUGAUUCGCCUUCAUCAUUCUCCAUGGCUUGGGCGAUGCUGUUCCUGGCCGCUCUUAAUAGCACGUUCUGUUUUAUAUAAAGCUCUUCCGGCAGGCAAUGCAUUCAUUAUUUCACUCUGUCCCAUUCAUAGGUAGGACAGUGGAAUCUUCACUGCCAGUUUGCAGAUGGAAAACUAGGUCACCAGGUAGGAGCAUUCAGAGGCCUCCAGCCAGGCUGGCGAUUUGAACUAAUGGUCCCUGGCUUUCAGGGCACUUCAUUGAGACCACACUAGCUGAGGACAGCUGGUAAGCCUUGGGUUCCCGAGUGCCAGCUGAGCCCUAAAUGGGGAAGCAUUUGUCUGUCAUGAGUUCAGAUCAUCAGUGCUCAAACCUGCCAUUUCCCCACUCAUUUCCAUAAACUCAGUACUGUACCAGCACUGAAGAAGUGUGCAUGCACACGAAAGCUCAUACCAAAAUAAAAACUUAGUUGGUCUUUAAGGUGCUACUGAGGGAAUUUUUUUAUUGUACCAGCACAGUCAGAGAAGUGACCCAAUGAUGAGUUUAUAUGCAGAUUCGGUGUCCGUUCAGCAUGUAAUUUAACAACUCACUUCCAUUAAAGGAAUUUUGGGCCAGCAGUCGCACACCCAUCCAUGCCCAUCUCUUAUCCGUUGCUGUAAGAGAAUCAGCUGCGUGUGUGAAUCAGCUCUUAAAGGUUAUUCAUGAACAGGAGUCUUCAUAUCUGCCAUCAAAUAUUUUUUUCAAAGGAGACCUUGCACACAACUAACUGAGAAUCAUCAUGUGAUGGGUUUGCAUGUGUGAAUUCUGCCCUCUUGCUUUCCUUCUAUGCUUUUUAAAGCAGCAGCUUUAAAAGCCCUUUGAACAGCUGUUAAUAGGCAUCAGCACCCCGUGAAUUAAUCUCUCAGCAGUAUCUGGGCAUUUCCAAAUGAACUUUACCUGUUCCCUUCUCAAUCAUUUUCUCCAUCAGACUUAGCAACCUCGCAUUGCUAAUGGCUGCUGGGGCACAUUUGGGAGUGAGACCUAGCUGUACCCAUGGUUUUCUCCAAGUAGGGUGAAUAGCAGCUUUGGGAAGGAAAUACAACUUUCAAGAAAUGACCUGGGGAGGAAGAGUGGACACCCCCUUUUUCAGCACUGUUGCACUGAGCCAAUUUGUUCCUUCUCCUCCCCCCCAAGCUUCUUUUAAAUCUUUUUUUUUUAAUGUCUGGGAUUUUGAGCACAGAUCUGCCACAUCAUGUGCAGCUUGGCACUUAAAAAAAAAGAGCAGAGAAAUUCAUGGAGGUUCAUUAAUCAACCGGAAUAGACUGUGAUUUGCUUGAUGUGACUGGUGGGAUAGGAAAGGCUGUUGGCUCCCUCCCUGUUUACAUGACCGUUUACUGUUGGAAACGGGACCCAGGGGGCUAUCCAGACCCUUCUUUUGUUUCUUCCGCUUGUUGAGUGAAUGAUUGAUCAUUUCAGUGGUUUUCCUAGGUGGGGGUAGGUGCUUUCUAGUCCAGGCAAGUGAACUAGAGAAGUCUUCUCCUGUUGUGGAUGGUCAGAGGCAUGUGGUUCUUGAACACGCAGGUGCUUUGCCUCAGAGACAUGGCACCUUUUCUACACACACACACACACACACACACACCCUGUAGCCUACACAAACCUCCAAGGGGCGAAAGGACCCAAGGAGUCUGGGGAGGCAAGAAGUGAAGGUGUAUAAGAGGACUCAAACGUGCUUGAGCCAGUAGAAAGGGGUGGGGUGGUAGAUCUGAGUCACCAGCCCACAUUCUGACUCACCGCUUUGUUUUGAUGGAGGGAAGCGUGCAGGAGGCAAAAGGGCCGGUUGGUGCCAGGCAAUCGCCGGUAAACGAAACAUGCAUUUGGUUUUUAGACGCAUGUUUCUUUCUUCAACGUUCGCUGGUGUUGACAGAAGCAGAACUCCUCUUUAUAAAAGGCGCAGGUGUGCGAUUUUUUUGAUAAGCCGGAUCAAACCGGGCGUUGUGAGUUGGUGAUUCAUCCCUGACUGGUCUAGUCCCGCUACAAUGGAACACAAGGCGAUCUUGGCGCCUAUAUGAAAAAAUAAUAAUGGUGGAGGUGAGGAUGAUGAUGAUGAUGAUAAUAAUAACAGCCGCCACCACCUCCCGGAAGAAAACAAGUGCCAAAAAUGAGAUGGUGUGGUGCUUACCUACAGACAUCCUGACUGGAAGCAAGCUUGCCUGUAAAGCUGAAACAAAUAUCCCCUGAAUAGCUAUUUAUUGCUUCAGCGCUCUGACUUAUGCACAGGCACAUUUCCAGGUGCAAGAGUAUAAUUUUGCAAAGCAAGGUUUAGGCCCAGCGUGCUUUAGAAGCCUCCCCACUCCCUUGUGUCCCAUUGCUACCUCUCAGAUCUGCCAAAGGUGCCCUCUUAAGGAUGCCUUAUAUGUGCCAGCAGGGCAUGAAGAGAACCAGUGGCUUCCCCACCGCCACCACUCGGUCUCCCUCUGCAGAUUAAUCAAAGUCCAAACUCGCUAACCUUUUCGAAAGCCUUGUAAAGCCAGCCUUACUUAGUUUGGCUUUUGAGGCUCAGGAUUGAGUAAAUCAGGAAAGAACCUGGUGCGGGGGGUGGGGAGAGUUAUGGACUUGAUUGUAAACCUAAUACUGUUUUUCAGGUUCUUAAAAAAAAAAAUUCCCAACCUGUCAGAAUGUGGCAUGCUAUAACGAUGACUAUAUAGUGUAUUUACAUUUUGGCAGGCGCUGAGAGGUCUUGAACCUCUCUCUCUCUCCUUCCCCAGCUGCAGACCUCAGUCUGGUGAGAAUUACAUUGCCCAGAAUCUUCUUAGUUCACAAACCCUGUGAAUCAUAAAUCUUUUUGCACCUCCUACAGAGACAUUUGGGCAUUGUUAACACAUCUCCAGCUUUCUCAUUAACUUCCUACAAUGUGCUCUGGUGUUAACUAAACCACAGCGAAGUAUAAAAACCACAAUUAAUUGGCAUAUAAAUUUUUAUGAAAUAAAUAAAAUAAAUAUUGCGUGGUGAUCCACCUAAAGUUUCUGCAUAAUGUAAUGGGAGGCUGUAAUGUCCUGCUUUUUAAACAUUUUUAAAUUAGUUUUCAGAUAUAGCAGCAUACAGAGUCAGAAAGAUGAUAAUAUAAACCCCACAAACAAGAUGCAGUGUCAAUGUCCUAUUUCUGAGAGGCUCGAUGCUUGACUGUCCUGUCUUCAGGAUCAUGUUUCUUCAGUGUGAUCCCAUUAUGCCUUCCCAGCAAGUUGUGUUUAUAAAGUGCUGCAGCCACAUAUUAAUAUUUUCUACACCCUACAACAGGGUCUCCAAAUAGGCCCUGCUGCGGGACCUGUGACUAUCUUCUUCCACUUCAGUUUGCAGACUGAAGUUGGGGGGGGGGUGGACCUCCCAUGAUUAAAUGCUCCUCCAUGCCAUCUUGCAUGUAAGAAAGCAGCACAUUGGGAAGAACGCCUGGCUAGAGCCCCUUUCCUCCAACAUGCACAUUUUCUCAGUGAAGUGAGUUUUGUUGCGCGGUGGAGCAUUCAGUCGUGCGAGCUACAGUCUGAAGUGGUACAGUCCAGUCAGGCUUGUCACCUCGGGGCGAACUAGGAGGUGAGGCAGAGGAGCUACACAGUCUUGUCGGAAUGACUGUUUGUGAGGAGGAGGGUAUUUUUGCUGAGCGCCAUCCUGACGCUUGGGUAUUGGCAUCAACUGUAUGGCGGCACUUCUGAGUAUGGGGAUUCUUGGCUUGACAUCACCUCAGCGGAGGGCAGAUGUGUGUUUCAAGGAACCUCUCUUGGCUUCGUUUGGGAAUGGGCCAGAAAUCUCUCUGGGAACUGGGAUCUCACCAUGGAUAGGGUUGCCAUAUUCCAAAUUUCCCUGGACAUUUCAGCUAUUUCCACCCGGACACAGUUUCUUCCAUAUUCCAGCUAUGUCCAGGAAAUUCCAGGUGCAUGGCAACCCUAACCAUGGAGGCAGGGGUGGGGAACCUUUUUUGGCUCACCAGGCCAGAGCCUUAUCAGGAUCAGCCUCAUGGGCCAAAUUUGACAGCUGGGCAGGGCUUUCCACCUGUCAGUCCUAUGACAUCAUUAUGAUGUCCCACCCAUCUGUCAGAAUCUCUUGCGGCAGUAUGGGGGUGCCACUGAGUCAAACACGAGAAUGAAGCCUGCCCUACCUGGCACACACUUGACAUCGUGUGGGGGGAAGCGUUGCUUCCCACAAAAUGGCCUGGCUUGCCAAAUGGGGAGGCCUGGUGGGCCAAGUUUUGCCUGAGGGUUGGAGACGCCAUCUUUGUUAUGGGCAGAGGAGACUACAGAGUCUCCAUCUUUCGCCAGGUUGCUUGUUUGCCUUUUAGGAGAGAGGCUUGUAAUAGACACUUUCCUGUUCACAUACUGUAGGAAUUCUGCCAAUUUUUAUCCCAAUUGCCAUUGUUGUUGUUUGAAAACCCUUUUGGGGCUGUUGAAGUAACACAUAUGGCUGUUUAAAAUAUAUACCUUAUCUAGUAGUUUUCAUAGACUUAAUUGUGAUCCUCUUGGAAUCUCAGAAUUCUGCAAGCAUACUUUGCAAACACUGGAUUUGGGAGCAGGCGGGAAAUUUAGUGCCUUCUUUUGGUUAAUUGUGUUUCUCGUCCUUCCUGUUGCAAUGAUAAGCCCAAAAUUGUAGGGGAAGCACGUGAUGAAAUCUAAAACCCAGAGGGUAUUUCUUAUCACCAGGGAGCAAAGUUUCAAUUCCCUGCAUACCCUUUUUUACACACACACACACACACACACACACACACACACACACACGAAGAAUAUCAAAAGUAAUUUUAAAUUAAUCAAGUUUUGCUGUGUUGCUGACUGUUCGUAUUUUUUACAGGUCAUAUAAUUUUAGCUGUUCCUUGUGAGACGCUAGCACUUCUUCCCACGCCACCUAAACUGCGUUGUGACCUUUGGCUUCAUUGAUGCUCUGACCUGGGAAGGAACCCUGAGUCACUUUGCCCAGUUCUGAUAAGGAAGCCACAGAUAAUGACAUGGACCUGGGAACUCUCCAAAACAACAUCAACAGGACUUUGGACAACGUUUACGAGGAUGGCCUGGAAUCAGACCACAGUAGGCCCCUUUCAAACAGCAACCCUCUCUGCAAUGGUGAACAGGCCAGUCUUCUGUCCGGUGGCGAAGUUGUCAAGCGCUCUCAGCCUCUGCUCAUCCAAGCCAAUAGAAAGCUGAAAGAGGAGGAGGAGCAGCAGCGUGCCUUAUCUUUGCCCUCCAUCCCAAACCCUUUCCCAGAACUCUGCAGCCCCUCCAACUCACCCAUCCUCAGCAACUCCUCCUUGGGACCAGGCUCACCACGAGAAGGAGGUUCUCAUGUAGUGAAGGUCUACAGUGAAGAUGGGACUUGCCGCUCUUUGGAGGUCACAGCAGGGACCACGGCUCGUCACGUCUGUGAGAUGCUCGUCCAGAAGACUCACGCUUUGCAUGAUGAGUGCUGGUCCCUAGUGGAGGUCUAUCAGCACUUGGCUCUAGAGCGAUGCCUGGAAGAUCAUGAGUCUGUGGUGGAGGUUCAGGCCACGUGGCCUGUUGGGGGUGACAGCAGGUUUGUCUUCCGGAAGAACUACGCCAAGUAUGAGCUGUUCAAGAGCUCGCCACAGUCACUGUUCCCCGAAGCCAUGGUUUCUAGCUGCCUGGAUGCAGCCAACAAAGGCAUGUCCCAUUCAGAACUUAUACAGAAUGUGCUAAAUUCAGGAAGCUGCCCCGAAAUCCAAGGGUUCAUGCACCUGAAAGAAGUUGGACGCAAAGUAUGGAAAAGGUUUUACUUCUCCCUACGGCGCUCUGGCCUCUAUUACUCAACCAAAGGCACAUCAAAGGACCCCCGACAUCUACAGUAUUGUGUCGACAUAAACGAAUCCAAUAUCUACUACAUCACCCAAGGCAAAAAGCAAUACAGCACCCCCACAGAAUAUGGCUUUUGCAUCAAGCCAUGCAAGGCACGAAGUGGGGCCAAAGGCCUGAAGCUCUUCUGCAGCGAAGACGAGCAAAGUCGCACAUGCUGGAUGGCUGCCUUCCGCCUCUUUAAGUAUGGUAUACAGCUCUACCGAAACUACCAGCAGUGUCAGGCACGGCAAAGAGCAUGGAUCGGGCCUGUACCCCUGCGGAGCGUGUCGGAUAACACCUUGGUGGCCAUGGACUUCUCGGGUUGUACGGGCCGAGUGAUUGAGAAUCCCAAGGAGGUCCAGACGGUCGCUCUGGAGGAGGCUCAGGCGUGGAGGAAGAGGACAACGCACCGAUACAGCCUGCCCACCCCGUUCCAAAGCUCCUCGUUCAGUGCUGCCAUCCACAGAACCCAGCCAUGGUUCCACGGACACAUUUCUAGAGAAGACACCCAGCGCCUUAUCGUUCAACAGGGACUGGUGGAUGGGGUCUUCCUACUGCGGGAGAGUCAGCGGAACCCCAAAGGUUUUGUCUUGUCCCUCUGCCACCUGCAGAAGGUGAAGCACUAUCUUAUCCUUCCGAGCGAGGAAGACGGACACCUGUACUACACCAUGGACGAUGGCCAGACUCGCUUUGCCGACUUGAUCCAGCUGGUGGAAUUCCACCAGAUCAACCGCGGCAUCCUGCCUUGCAAGCUGAAGCACUACUGCACAAGCGUCGCCUUAUGAUAGGCUGUCUUCCUAAGUGGCCUUUCCCUGUGCCCCACAGAUUGGCCACGGCCAGUGAUGGGGACGGGGGGGUUCUGGGGAGCAGGUCUUUUUUUAACUCUGUACACCGGGAUCGACUCCGAACUUUGAAUUGCUCCUUAAUAAACUUCAGCCACUGCAAGCGACCUGAUUCGAACCUUCCCAUUCCACCACCACACCGUCAUCUCCGGAUUUUGAGCAGACUCGAGGAUGGAUUCGAGGUCGCGGCAAUUGCACUUCACUUCUUAAGAGGACACGACUCUGUCGGUGGGCGGCUUCCACCAUGAAAGGGAACCGGUGUCCGUUUGACCGCCGAGUGUCCCGCUCCACUUCGAGGCUUUGUGCAUCUCUGAUCCAGGGCUUGUUUUGGCACCGCAUGCAAGAGAUUUUGCUGCUACUUCAGUCCUCCUGCCUCCUAAUAUGUUCUCGUUUUCUGGGAGUUGCCUUGCGGGUUUGUUGUGGGUUUUGCAUCGCUUCGAAAACCUGUUUGACCAGAGGCAACAGUGGGGGACAAAAGAAAUAUUGGACGCACACGCCAUGGGAAGCGAUGCCUCUUGCACACUCACUUCCAGCUCUCUUUUAGCAGCAGCGGCAGAGGUUUGCCUGCUUCCAGCACUAGAUUUUCUGGGAGCUCUCUCACCUUUGUUAGGAUAUUUUUCUACCCGGGAUCUCUUCUUUUUCUCUGGUGCUUGGCAUCGCAGCUUAUUUAAAGGGGCAGUCUCCUCUUGUGAUGCUGUGCCCAUGGGCAGAAGGCUGGUAGAGAGUCAGGAGGGAAUCCGGCAACAGUAACUGAAGAUGAAAAGAAAAAAGACCCUGAGAUUAGAGUUUUAUGUUCUACCAACUGAACUGCCCCCCCCCCCGCUCCAGCUGUUGUCCAGGCAAAGACCAAGCCUGCACUGGAACUUUUUAUAGCUCUACCAGAUUAGAAGAGGCACAUAGGGUGGGUGGUUGAUUGGCAUCACCCUGGGGGCUAUCCUUUCCCAGGGAUCUCUUCAGUCUGCAUUCCCAAGUGUCUUUUCGCACAGAAAAGCAGAGGAACACAGAUUUGAAGUUGCUUGGUUCUAGUCCUAGCCGCUCCCCCCACUUGAACACACAGGGAUAUUCCUUUCAGCACUCUCUCCAGACACCCCAUUCUGAAAACAUUUAAACCCAAAGAUCUCGUCACACACACACACACACACGCCAGCAUUCUUAUUGGAUAUUUGGUGCAAUAUGGCCAAUACCACUGUGCUAUAAUCCCCAACUCUCACCCUCUCGUGCUGUUGGGUUUUGUCAUGAGUUGGCUUGUGCUAUUGCAUCUAAGCAUCACAGGCAAGGAAUCGAGGUAGGAAAAAUUGGUUUUCUCCCCUUACAUGAAAGGGGUUUUAAAAAAACAACCCUGAGAUGGGGAGGCAGGAAAACAGGAAGGCUCUGCCACUAAUGUCGUGUAAAUCUAUAAGGCCAGUAUCUACUGUGAUGAGUUGUGUAUAUAUAUAUAAGUGAUGAUAAUAAAUUGUAUUUUUUUUCAUACAUUUGCUUUGAUUUUGUACACAAGAUCACUUGUGAGAAAAGAACAAGCUAAGAGCAGUCAAUUAAAUGAAUAGCAGAGAUCACCCUGUAAAGAAUCAACAGAUUAUUUUAUCUCUUUAUUUAUCUAAGACACACAAAACUUC
Messenger RNA from Zootoca vivipara (common lizard), 12885 nucleotides. The record is from RefSeq and is a predicted model, not a curated record. Lineage: Eukaryota; Metazoa; Chordata; Lepidosauria; Squamata; Lacertidae.